This is a messenger RNA of Podarcis lilfordi (Lilford's wall lizard), 16597 nucleotides long. NCBI's taxonomy places the organism in Eukaryota, Metazoa, Chordata, Lepidosauria, Squamata, Lacertidae. The record is from the annotation of a GenBank genome assembly.
CCCUCCCACCUCUCCCAAACAGCCUCAUCCGGGCCCUUGGCCGUCACUGUGGUCGGCGAUUCGUCGCCAUUACAGGGCAGCGGCGGCAACGGUCGUGCGGAGAGAGAGAGAGGCUGAGGCGGCCCGGGGGGCUUCCCUUGGGCGGCGACACUGCGGCCUUCCCGACGCCCUCGAGCCAAGGCCGGGCCGGGCCUCGCGGGGCUCCGUCCCUCCUCGUCGCCUCCUCUCUCUCGGCCGCCGCCGCCGCUCCGUCCGCGGGGCCCCGCAGGCCCGGCCGGCUCCCCCGCCUCCCCCUCCGCCUCUGACUCGGCUCUUGAGGCCUACCUGUCUCCGUUUCCCUCUUCAGGGCGAAGCCGUGAGGAAAAUGUCGCCAUGAAGGUGGCCGAGACGACUGCGCUGCGCCGACCCCGCCGCCGGGCCAUGAGCCUGGGCCUCGGCCCCAGCCGCCGCCGCCGCCUCCUCCUUCGCAGUCUCCGCAAGAGCGCCUCCGCGGCGCCCGUGAAUGCUCCAGAGCGCGCCCGUCGCAGCAACAGCAGCUCCAGCCCACGACGUGAUGGACAAGAGCAACCCCUGCGGCUCCGGCCUCGGCGCCGGCUCCUCUUCCUCGGCGUCGGCAGGCAAAGGGCAGCAGCCCCGCUCUAACUCGGCCGGCCCGGCCGGGGGAGAGUCCAAGCCCAAAGGCGGUAAGGGAGUUAGUUGGGCAGGCUUCCAGUUUGUGUGUGUGGUAGGUGCCGGUGGUGCGGUGGUUAGACUGCCGGGCUAGGACCUGGGAGACCAGGGUUCGAAUCCCCACUCGGGUCAGGAAGCUCGCCCUGGGACCAGGCACAACCUGAACAAGCUAGCCGGGUUGUUGCAGGUAUUGAAGGAAGAGAGCCCAUGUGUGUUAUCUUUAGCUUCUUAGAGGAAAAGGUGGGCUAUAAUGCAAGCCAUCGUUAAAAUACAGGGUAGCACACAAGUCUUGCUCUUCAGUACCCUAUAGGAAGGUGGAGGGGCUGGGGGAAGGUUCUCUUCUUUCAGUGUUCCUGGUGUGUGACCAAAUCCCACAGGUGCCUCAUGUCCUGAAAGUGGCUUUUUGGGCAGGUAUGAAUUAAAAUAAGUUCCACAACAUCUUGCAGAUUUCCCCGGUCUUGGUGUAUAUAGGACUGCAGCCAUAAACAUAAGUUCAGGACAGAUAAAAUGCCAGGUAUUCAGGACAGACAGAAGAAAGUACUUGUUCGUGCAGCCCUUAUUUAAACUGUGGAACUCACUUCCAUAGGGGGGUAGGGAUGGCCACAAACUUGGAUGGCUUUAGAAGAAGCAUAGAUAAAUUCACAGAGGAGAAAGCUAUUAGUGGCUACUAGCCAUAGUGGCUGUGCUCAACCUCCACUUUUAAGAGGCAUUAUUUCUCUGAAUACCAGUUACUGGGAAUUGCAGAGGGGAGAGUGCUCUUGUGUUCCACUCUUCUUGGGGGUUUCUCUUUGGAGCAUCCGGAUGGCUAUUAGAGAACAGGAUGUUGGACAACAUGGGUCAUUGGCCUGAUCCGACAGGGCUUUUCUUAUGUUCUCAAUCUUAGGUUCAGAUUAUGUGGUCAAGAUGCUAAUCUAAAGCUGAAUGCAUCCAAGGAUUCUUUUAAUUCAUCUGCAGCUGCUCUUUGGCUCCUGCCUGUGUCUCUCAUUGUAUUCUGCAUUUUCCAUUAGUUCCCUCUCUUCAGGAAUAUGGUCUUUGAAGUCCAAAGGGUAUUUGUUAUGAAGUCUGGCUUCUUGUUUACACUGUAUUUAUAACCAAAAUUGGAAGCAGUGCUGUGUUUGGACUGAUGAUACACUGAAUUAAUGGUUGGUUGCUGCUGCUAAAGAAUGUAGUGUGGAGAUAGAAGGUUUGGGUGGAGCAAGUGCUACUUCUGACUUUCACAGACCAUGUGUCCUGGCACUGAUUAUACUCUAAUCUACAUAGCUAGUUGUGCAAGUGGCUGAUUCUGAGUACGUAAUCCUCAAAUACUGCUAAGGUCAGUGUAACAAGCAGUUGCACUAUUAUUGUGACCUUUUACUUGGCUGGCAGUUAGCAAAUGUCUUUCAUAAAAAACACCCUUCUUCCAUACGUGAUUCAAGCUGCAAAAGUCACCUGUAUUGCUUGUAAAGGAAUCUAAUUACUCCCUCCCUACUUGUAGUUAGCUGUUUAGCUAUUUGAGUCUUAAGGUUGUAAUUAGCAAACUAUGAUUAUCCAUUAUUAUUGUAGGCUUAGAGGCAACUUUUGACAUUUGUUGGGCUCCAAGUCCUAUUAACAUAAAUCAGCAUAGCCAAAUGUCUGGGAGCUCCAGAGGUUCCCCAUCCCUCAUAUAUCUAGACCCCUGCGUCUCACUUGUCAGUGGUAUGGAAAUAAUUAAGAUAUCACAACAGCUGGAUGUUGGUAAAGGUCUUGAUUAUUAGUCUGGGAUAUGUUUAUUGGGUGUAUCUCCAUUGCCUAGUUGAAAUAAUAAGAAAAAAGAAGGACGAGUUGCAGUAAGCUUUAGGUUUUUUCGCUGCCCACUCCUCUCUGCACAGCCAGGAGAAAGUAUGGAAGGUUUUUUUCUGUUUCCUAUUGAAUACAGGUUGCUGUGCUGUCUGGACUCAGAACUGUAGUUAAUCUUCACUAUAGUUGGUUUAAACAAGCUGCAGUUUGAAGUUGGCUUGUUGAACCUAAACCAUAGUUAAUGUAAGUGCAGUUUAUUGUUGCAGAAAGUAUGGCUGCUGUGGUUAACCCAUUGCAAAAGCUUUCAACCUUUUUCUCCUAGCUGCACAGAAAGGAGUGUAUAAGCCCAGUGUACUGCUGAGGUUCCUUCAGUUUGUUUACAUCACAGGAAACUAACCAUUUAGCAUGAUGUGCAUAUACAGCCAAUUAAUAGAGAAGUCUGACCUAAAAUCUCAUUCAUAAUGGCCAGCACUCCAUCAAAUAACAAGCAAUAUAACAAAAUACAAUGGCAUGGUAAAAUUUCUGCAUGCUGAAAAAUAUCUAUAUGGAGAUAACAGUAAUACUGAAGUUCAAUAUGUGCAUACUGUGGUAGCCAGCAUGGUACUCUCCAGAUGUUGUGAGCUAAAAUUCCCUUCUUCCUUGACCAUUAGCCAUGCUGUCUGGAGCUGAUGCAUGCUGUAGUCCAUAACAUCUGGACGACAGCAUCACAGUAGCUACCCCUGACGUAAGCUGUAUUUGCUGAGGUUGUGUGACUAGCUGAAAAUAUAUGACUGACUAAAGUGCUCUUGGCACAGGUAGGAGCGUGAGGAUAUCAGACUUUUUUGCCCUAUCUUUAUAGUGUGUAUCAGCCAUGUGGGCUCCUGGAUCAAGUGAUCCUUGCGAGGGAAAUGCAAACACUAUCCUCUUUCCUAGCUGUAAUUUCUUCUUUCGGAUUAUUCUGCAUAAGUCACUACAGAACUAGUGGCAGUAGAGGCAAAGGUUUAUCUUCCUGGAACAAGUUUUUAACACGAUACUGCAAUAUAUGCAAGAGAUAUGAUUUUGUUCAACAAAUGUCCACUAUAUGUUCAACUGGCUGCUCUUGAAGGGGAGAAAGCUUCAGCAUACAAAUAAACAAUUCACAUUUAAAAAGACAAACGUUGCUCCUAUGGAACUGUUUACAAACAGAUUUAUUUACUAUAGACAGGCUCAAUCACAUGGUCUAAUGCCAACUAUAUGUUCACUAGCAGUUUUCUCUUGGCAUAAUUUAAAACAAUGAAUAAUACAAACCACUGAGACUGCAGUCUUUUACCAGGUUAAUUGGUAGUAAACCCCACUGACUUCAAUGGGACUUGCUUUUCAGUGGACGUGUAUAGAAUAGCACUGUUAAAAUAGCAGACAAAUAUUCAAGUAGCUUUUUCUGGGGAUGAGUAGUAACAAAGCCCAUAAAACAAUGUGGAUGCAUCCUUGCAAUAACUAAACAUGUCUUUUGUUGCUUCUGUGAAUUUUCGGGUUGCAUGUGGUGUUCUGCUUCUUGAUAAAGCUUCUCCUGGGUUAUCCUGCUGACUUUUUGUUGCUUUAACAUGGUAUAUGCUGCAUGUUGCAGUAGGGGUUACUUGAAGGUGAUUAGCUUAGUUGUAGUCAAGAUUCCAUUUUCCAGCCCUGAGACUCUGAACUUGGAUUGCUUUUUUAAAAAGCCACUGCUUUAUCUCUUUUUCUAGAUGGAAAAAACGCAAGUGGAUCCAAACAGCGUUAUAAUCGUAAACGAGAAACUUCGUAUCCCAAAAAUGAUAACUUCGCCAGCCAAUCCCGUCGCUCCUCUUCACAGAAAAGCAAAGCUUUUAAUAAGAUGCCCCCUCAGAGGGGUGGGCAUGGCAGUGGCAGCAAACCUUUUAGCUCUUCUUCUAAUGGUGGAAGACGAGAUGAGGUGAGAAUCUGUCUCACUGGACCAGCCAUAUUUCUUGGGAUGGGAUGAUUGCAUGGUGAUGUUACAUAUCUUGUGUAGAAUGUGCUUGUGCUCUUUUGCUGUGUUCUGAAAAAUGGGAAAGGAUCCUGUAUAGUGAUUUUUACCUCAUCUUCAAAUCUAAAUUGGUGCCAACAGCUGUGGAGGAAGCUAGAACAGCAACCAGAAAGUGUUGUGCCAUAAGUUCUUUCCUUUACCUGUUAGGAAGCUUAUCUUCAAUUGCUGCCCCUUAUCCAGGGGUGGCUAACAUCUGGCCCUUUAGAUGUUGUCCUUCAGUUGGCAUAGCCAGUGAUCAGGGGUGAUGGGAAUUGUAGUCCAGCAGCAUAUGCAAGGUCUUAUCCCUAGUUCUUAUCCCUAGUGCUAUAGCUCAGGUAGAAAUUCCAUUUUUAAAAACAUCAAAACCCUUCUUUUAUGCAGCCACAAUGGGACAUGACAUGCCUAAAGUACCACAAAUAGUGUUUUGUUUUGAUGAGUCUGUAGUGUGUUAAGUUUUGCUUGUACAACUAGCAGAAAGAUAUGUAAGGAAUGGAUGAAACUGUUGAAAGAUCUACAUUUGUGUCUCCAUAUCUGACCUGGCCUCUUCUGCAGCUAAAAUUUAUCUGACAGACAGUGUAAUCUGUUUAUUUGAAAUACCAGUUGUUACCAAUACCAAUUGGUAUUUCAUGCUGUAAAAUGUGCUCAUCAUAGGCCUUACAAGUAAGUUAGCAAUUGAGUGGGAAGUAAUGAUCUCAGAUGUUUGGCUUGUAAUUUAUCAAAUUUGAUGUAAAAUUAAUUUUCCUGUGUGUUGAUACUUGUGGAAUAAGAGUUGUUUGAAACUGACUGAUUUGAACAUUGCUGUCUGAAUUGAGCCUCCAAAACACUGAAGGUGUUACUCUCAUUUGUGUACUAAAUCUUACAGUGCAGCAGUCUUUUAUAGUAAAUGCUCUUUGUACAUGUGUUGCCUACACUACACACCAGUGCAAAAAACCUUGUUUAUGUGGCACAGCUUUUGAAAACUGUUUUAUUGGUAUAUUCUAAGUGACUCAUUGUCUUUUCAGGUAGCAGAGGCCCAGCGGGCAGAGUUCAGCCCUGCCCAGUUCUCUGGACCCAAGAAAAUUAGCCUGAACCACUUGCUGAACUUCACCUUUGAACCUCGCGGCCAAGCAAGCUACGUUGGGAAUGGCCGCGGCAGUUGGGGCAAGAGGAACAGAUGGGAGAACAAGCCUUUCAGCAAGGAACUUUUCCUACAGGCCAAGUGAGUAGGAGGUCAACACAAGGUUGUGGUUGCCUUUCAUAUGCCCAAGGGAGAACGAGGCCAGCAAAAAACAAUCAAGGCAAAGAAAAAUGGAAAAUGUUUUCAUUUUCUUACAUUGCUGUGAUUUUAGUGAAACUUCUGUGAUUAUAUUGUUGUGCUGUUUCCCCAUUUUAAUGAGACUUUAUGCAGCAGUCUCUAUUUGGAAGGUUUUGUGGGCAGAAAGACCUAGGAACGAUUCAGUGUGCACUUUUAAAUUUUAUGCUCUGGUUUCUAUAGACACUUUAGAAGCCUUUUGUAGUGGUAAUUCCGAGAGUAAGUUGAGAGUAAGCCUUGAAAGGUAAUAAUUUAAGGAAAUGAAGGCAUUUUCAAUAUUUCUUCUUUGAUACCAUGUUAUUUUUUAUUAAAUCUGUAAGUGUUGGAUUGGCUUCCUGCAUGAAGUUGAUCCACAUACUGGUAAUACUGUAAUAAAGCAGGGGUGACUAACCUGUUGUCCUUCAGAUGUUGCCAGGCUACAGUUGCCACCAUUUCUGACCAUUGGCCAUGAUUCCUGGGGCUUAUGGGAGAUGGGAGUCAAACAUCUGUAGGGCCAUAAGCUACCCACCCCUGCACUAAUGUGAUUCUGCUAUUAUUUUUUAUGUUGUCCUAUGUAGUGAUGUGAGGUGAGAAUAUUCUCUGCUAUAAAAUUCUCCAGAGAAUAAUCUCCACAAACUGUAAAUUCUAAUGUAAGAACCAGUUUUACAACCCACAUUAUUUUUUUUUAGUAAAUAAUAAGUCAAGCUGUGAUAUUGUCAGUGUAAGUAAUGAAUAAUCAUUUUUUUUAAUCCAUUAUACAUACACAACAUAAUUAGAAUUCAAAGUUGAUGGUCAAUAGUGGCAGGCUUAGUGAUUAAUGUGAGUCAUUCAGGUUGAAUUUUCAAUUUCAGGUUUAGUGCAAAAAAUCAAAGAAUGUGAAUUGACUGCAUUGCCCCAUUGAAUAAAAGUAUCUGUACAGUUUUUGGUUGCCAUCUGAACAAGUUUAUCCAUGAAUAAACAUGUAUAUUAACUAAUUAUAUCAUUUUCAAUGCAUUAAAAUGAAUAUUCUCCUAUUUUAAAUGAAAAAUCUCUAAUAUUUUCAUUAGUUAAGAAUAUUCUCGAGAAUAUUCUCCAAAAGAUUAUUCUUGAGAAUUUAACAUCACUAGUCUUAUAUAAUUGUGAUCUUGAAUACCUGUAUUUCUGGAUUCUUUUCAGUUAGCUUAGCAUCAGAUAAGUAUUCAAUAUUUUGUGUUUUUUCUGUGUUUGCUUUCCAGCUGCCAGUUUGUGGUGUGUGAUGACCAGGACUACACUGUUCAUUUCACUGACCCAGACACCUUGGUCAACUGGGACUUUGUGGAACAAGUGGUUAGUAGCAAUGCACUUUCCUUGAAAGCUUUAUUACACGAACUUAGGUUGGCCACUUACCACUUGAGUUUGGGCUCAGUUCUCCAAUCUGUUAAGGUCAUAUUUUAGAGUGAAACGAUAGCAUAGUAAAUGGUACUCUGUUGCACUUUCCCAGCGGAUUUGCAGCCAUGAAGUCCCCUCUUGCCCGAUAUGCUUAUACCCGCCUACUGCUGCCAAGAUCACUCGCUGUGGGCACAUCUUCUGCUGGGCAUGCAUCCUGCAUUAUCUCUCUCUGAGUGAGAAGACUUGGAGUAAGUGCCCCAUCUGUUAUGGCUCGAUUCACAAGAAAGACCUGAAAAGGUAAAAGAGGUUCUCUGAGCGAUUCCUUAUUUCUUAUUGGCUCACAAGCUACCUAUCGCUCAUCACUUCCCUUUUGUUUUUGCAGCGUUGUUGCUUUGGAAACCCGUCAGUAUGCAAUUGGCGACACAAUUACGAUGCAGCUGAUGCGACGGGGGAAAGGUGUCUUGAUAGCACAGCCCAAGUCAAAGCUGGUGAAUGUGGAACAGCCUAUUCAUCUAGGAGGUGAGCGGCAAAGAGGGAAGUUGGGUAGACCUUGCUGCCAUUUGUGCAGUAUCUGGGGCAUAAUCUAGUACAAAGUUUUCUGGCUUGAGCUGCCUUGAAAUGAAUAGGAGCAGCACAAAAAUCAUUCUUGGCCAUGGCUCCUUGAAGGUGGCAGAACUGUUACUCUGCUGUUGCUCCUUGUAUGUAAACUGCCUAGAUUCCCUGCUUCAAAAAGCAUGUAGCAAUUCCCAGCAGUAAGUAUGACCAAUGGCUGGGAUGAUGGGAAUUGUAGUUCUGCAAAAUCUAGAGGGCCACAGGUGUUCCCCACACCCAACUAGUGCUUUCUUAAGUGCAAGGUUGGACUAAGCACAAUUCUGUGAUCGACAAAUGAUUAAAGUGAUCCAUUUGACCCCUUCCAUUAUUUACUGUUAUGUCCAGUAUUUCACCUCUGCUUUAAGUCUCUGUUUUGCUUCCUCUUCUGUUUUCGCCACCAGGGCUUCAUGAUAGCCCAGUGAGGAAGAUUACCUAAUUGAUCGGUUGCACCUUUUCCACAGUCACAUGUCCAAAACUUUGCUUGUCCUUAAAUCAAGCAAGAUAACUUGAGCACUAGUAACUUAAUUGCUUGGCACAUUCCAGUGUUGUGGGGUCCAGUGUAUCUCAUUAGUUUCCAUGUUAGACUACAUGUUUAGAGUCAUGUAUCAGUAUCAGUCAUGUCUGUUUCUUAUGUUAAGUGGAGCUAUAUCUUUCCAGCUAGGACUUCAGAGGGGUCUGUUGGACCCUAAUAGCAGAUAGAGAAUGAACAAAAGGUUUCAGGUGGUAAAAUAGGGAGUGCUGACUUUUUCGCACCCAUGGGCGUCCUUGCAACCCAGAGAGACUGUCACGGGCACCACAAAUCCCAGGCAGCCAAGCACUCACUGCAGCCUAGUAUAUAGGCUGCAAGUGAAGGCUUCUUUGAAGCCUAAUUUAAUGGAGGAGAGCAACCCCUGUGGUUGCUAGGGAAGGCCUCUGCAGGCAUAUGUAGGUCCAAAUUAUAUAGAGCCCCUAAACAGCUGGGAAAGCAUUGCUGCACCUCUGGCAUCAAUGCAGGCUGUGGCUAUAAAGACAGCAAGCAGAUCACAAGAGUGCUAACUUGUAGGAUGUCUUCCAACUGGUUGGCUACGUUCAUCCCAGUGUACUAUUAACUUGGCAUGUCUUUAUCCAGAUGAGCAACAUGGACAGUACUCCAAGCUACUUCUGGCCUCCAAGGCUCAGGUGCUGCAGGAGGUUAUCCUGGAGGAGAAGGUGGCACUCUUGCGCCAGUAUGAGGAGGACAAGCACACACCUGAAGCAUGUUUCAUUGAGGCUGCCAUUCAGGAGCUGAAGGUGAGGCAUAGCCAGGUUUUGAGUAAUAUGAUGUAGGGAAAUCUGUGCGUUUUACUAGUUGCUCAUGGCACCUGUUCAAUGUGAGUGACUCUGAGCAUUUUUAUUGUGUAUUUCCCUAUUUUGGCAGGUGGCCAAAGUGUGGGGUUUUUUUGGGGGGAGGGGGGUGUUGACAAGCACAAAUACUGCUGAAGUUGUAGCUUGAGCAAAUAGGAAUCUUUAUUUAUUUUGUAAAAAAUUAUACACCACUUGAUUGUAAAAACCCCCAAAGCAGUUUACAAAAAGGUCAUGCCAUAAAAUCGGGAAAUUUGCAAUAUAUUAAAACAUGCAAGAAAUUAAUAUACUAAAAGAGAUUAAAAACCACACCAGCAUUUCUAAGUAUCUGGGUAGGCUUGUCUUUAUUUAUUUAGGAAUAAUGGUUUUUAAGGGUUUUUUUCCAGUUUACAUGAUGCUUCCAGUUUUCUCUUUCAUCUUCACAAUAACCUUACAAGAUAAGUUUGACUUUAAGUCACACAGAACCCAGAUAGUUUGUUGCCACUGUCACUAGUGCCUGUUUCUUGUUCUCUGGUAGGGCAUAAGUGAUGGUUAAACACCAAGAGGCGCAGUCCGAAACAUCUGGAGAGCAUCAGGCUGGCAAAGCCUGGUGUAUAUGUUGAUGUGAUGCUGAGAUUAACAAUGUUUGGCUUGGCUUUUAGGAUCGAGAGGGAAACUUGAUGUCUGACAAAAACAGAGAGAGUGAUGUUGCAGGUACCACGGCAGCUGUGGAGGCUCUCAUCGUGACGGAGUCAUCUGACAAAGAAGCAGCAGCAGUAGUAGCGACCCAGGAGAGGAAGGUGAGAGCUUGAGUGCUGUUGAAAUAGUGUUAUCUCACUCUGUUCAAUAACUAUUUUAAGGUCAUUAGAAUUGGGUGAACCUAGCUUGAGUCCUUGUGCCCCAGAGACCAUUAAGCUAGACACUCCAGGGUGACUUCAGGAAAGAGAUGGCAGAGAUAACUGCAGGGGUUUGAGGGGUUUUGAGGGCUUGCUUGAAUGGGUUGAGAAAGAUGGAUGUGAACUACUCUCUCUUCUUAACAGCCUAUUCUGGAGUAUCUCUCUGCUUUUGAAGAAGAAAUCCUGGAGCCACCUCCUGUAGAUUCUGCGGCUGUUGUCCUGCCCCCUUUUGAGGUGGAAGAGGCAGUGGGAGUGGAUGAUGCCGAGGAAUCUGGCAGGGACCUACCUGGCACAAGUGAGAUGGAAGGAGCCAGUCUGCCUGAACCUGCCUGCGAGAAACCUGAAACAGCAUUCAGCAGUGGGCACCCAAGCACCACCCCUUUCUACUACUUCUAUCAAGGUUAGCUCAACAAUGUCAAGGCAAGGGUAGGGAAGCCUUUUGCAGUUCAAGGUCUGCAUUUCCUCGUGGGGAGCCUUCUGGGGGGCAGCAUGUCAGUGGUGGACAGGGCCAAAGGCAAAAAGUACAUAGAGUGAUGGAUAUGGCUACAUGUUUGUGCAGUGGACACACAAUGUCUCUACCUUUCAUCCAGAUGAGCAAGAGAUACUAUCAUAAUUCAAGGAUCCAUUCCAGCUAGGCAAAUCUGCUCACAGAGGAGAGAGGCCUGGCCUAGGGGAGGGUCUGGAGGGGCCAAACAGAUAAGUUUGGGGGGCUGCAUUUGGACCCCAGGCCUGAGGUACCCCACCCCUGAUGUAAGGCUUCAGAAGAUCACUGUGUAACAUGCUUCACCAACAAUAACUUUCUUCAAGGGAAGCCAGCCUUUUGGGGGCGGGGAAAAGGCCCAGUGACCUUUAAUUACUUUAUGGCCUUAAGAGCUUUGGUUGAGCCAGAGACACAUAGCAGAACAAAAAGUGAGGGGUUCCCAGUGCCCUAUGGAGCGAUGCCCUCUCUGUUUUGUGCUGCCUGGGAGUGGGUAGGUGCUACAAACAAAGGGGGCUCUUAGGUUAUUGGUUCCCAAGGAUGGAUUGAGAGCUGCUUCCCUGAAGAAAACAGGAGAUUCUUUGGUACUCUACUCUCAGAAAUAAGGAGAAUCUGCUAUGUUGUUCUAGUUUUGGAGGCAGUGGUGGUGAUGCUCAGAAAGCAAAACAUCAAUGUGGACUCUCAGAAGUGCAAAUAAAUGCUUAACAACCCACUGCAUUUCCGGGGAUGCCAUAAUUAAGCUUAACACUAUUGAACAGCAGUCCCUGCUAGAGUCUCAAAGGUGGUUUGCAACUGACGUUUUGGAACUGGAGUGAGGUGGCUAUUCAAGGCAGAAUCAAAUACCUUACUGGAUUAUUCCCAUUAUUAUUUAUUAUUAAUUUAUAUGCUGCUUAAGUGGCAUUUGGCAAUUAAAAACCUGUGUGCAGCAGCCCCAGGUGCAUGCAGAGGAGCACUGUAGACUUGGGGCUGCUGUGUCUCGUAAGUGGGUCAAGAGAGUACGGCGCGUUGUCCCGUUUCCCCUGCUUUCCAUAACUGUCCUGCAACUUCUCUUCCCGUGCUGCAGCUGAGGACGGGCAGUGCCUGUACCUUCACCCAGUGAAUGUCCGUUGUCUUGUGCACGAGUACGGCAGCCUGGAGAAGAGCCCAGAGAAGAUCACAGCCACUGUGGUGGAGAUAUCUGGCCACUCCAUGACGGAGGUAACGACACCCAGGAUUGCCCUCAGUGUGUAGUUUGACUGUGGCUGAGCUACUGUCUGAGGUAUAGGUACCUUCAUAGAUUUUGCCUUUGCAAGGAUUUAUUAUCUCCUGGAAUGAUUUUCUGGCUGUGUGCCGGGAGGUGGGUUUAGGUUCACUUGAGUGUUUCUCACACUUGGAAAUACUCAUAACUGGCACUUGCUUGGCUUUAUUUGGUAAAAAUAAGGCAUUUUUUAUUGAUAUUGACCAGCAUUCUCUUUACACAACAUGACUUCAGGGAAUGGGUAUGGGGUAGGGUUACCAUAUUUCAAAAAGUGAAAAUCCAGACACAAAAGUUUAGCUUUUUCUUUCAAAAUCUCCCCCCAAAAUCUUCAUUUUUUGAGCUAUUUCUAAGUAAAUUCGCCAAAAAAAUCAACAUUUCUGUUAUGCGUUGUCAUAUGCCCAGGCAGGGAGGUGUGUUUGAAGGUUGCACAACCAGCUCUCUUCUUUCUACACCCCCAACCCCACCUGCAGGACGUGCGGCAGCGUCAUCGUUACCUGUGUCAUUUGCCACUCACCUGUGAGUUCAGUAUCUGUGAACUAGCUUUGAAGCCUCCUAUCAUUUCGAAGGAAACACUGCAGAUGUUCUCAGGUGAGCAUUGGGAAGUUCUGUUUUUCUGUUGCAAUUCCCAGUCGUAGCUGAAGAGUUGCUUUCCACGUAACUCAAAAUGGGAGUAGCCGGUAUGGUGUCCUCCCAAUGUUGUUGUUGGACUCCCAAAUCCCAUCAAUCCCAUGCCAGCUUGGCCAGUUGGCAGGAAUGAUGGGAGCUGCAGUCCAACAGUAUCUAGAGGGCACCAUGUUAGCCACCCUGAUUUAAGGUUCAGUGCUGAGAAGAGAGGGGGGCAGGUAAUGGAUGUGGGUUUGCUUGGGUUUGGAAACAAAUAUUGGAAAACCGUGAAGUCUAAUCAUGCAACAGAAAAUGGAAACUGAAACCCCAUCAUUGUUGGGCUUCUAAAGGAGGUGCCACUGGGGACUACUACCAAAGGGGGACAGGGAAGGUGCCUUUUCUUUGCUGUUCUGAGCAGUCUGUCUCACCCGGGAACUCUCCCAAUGGCUCUUAGAUGACAUUGAGAAAAGGAAGCGUCUGAGACAGAAGAAAGCUCGUGAUGAGCGACGUCGGGAGCGCAGGAUUGAGAUGGAGGAGAACAAGAAGCAAGGCAGAUGUAAGUGGCAACCUUGCCCUCCUCAUCUAUUAAGAAGUGCUUGGUCUGACGAUUGCUGUAGAUGGAAGCACCUUAGUAAGUGGGAGGAGAGGGGGGCGGUUGUGACUCACGUUGGCCUUUUGUGGUGGUGGUGGUAUAAUUUGAAACAGGCCAGUGAGUAUGUAGAAAUGGCAGACGGUGGGAAUGCCAUAUUUUAAGCAGUGAAGCUAAGGAAUUUCUCAAUGGCAAUAUGGCUUUAACACCCCUCUGAAAUGGAAGAAGAUGCAUGAGGGAGUAGAUGUCACUUGAAUUGAUCUGAAUCAUUGGCAUAGGAGUGAAUAACUUUUGUCACAGAGAUAAAACUUUUGGUUUUCUGUCUAGAUCCAGAGGUUCAUAUUGCUUUAGAGAACUUGCAGCAGUUCCCUGCCUUCAGCGCAUGCUCAGGAGAGUAUGCAGGCACUGAGAACCAGAGUGAUGCUCUGCUGUCUCCUGUUGGUUCAAGUCCCAUGUCUCAAUCAGGUGAGCAGCUGAAAGAGACCUGGGUUCCCAGCCAGUGCUCACUCUCUAAAGGUUUACUUCCACUUCCUUAGCAGAAUCAUCCAUGGGUGGGGUAAUGCAGACAAAAGAGAGGGGAACUCCUGAACAGCAGCUACUGGAAGGAAUGUGAGUCCCCAGCUGAAUUUAAAAUAGCAUCAAACAUGAAACUAAUGAGACUUGGAAGACCAGUGCCUGAGAAAGAAGGAUGCACAGGUGCAUGAGAGCCUAUACCUGCUAUCAUGCCUCCUUAAUAACACAACUCUUAGUCUGUAUAGUAAAUGUGUGAUUUUUCUCCUUGCAGAAUCCAUGUAUACUCCACUGUCUCCCGCAGGCAGUCUUGGCAGCCCUUCACUCUUCGUUGGAAAUCUGGAGGAGGAAUCUACCCUCCCCUCCUUUGCCCAGGUGUGUGCUUUGUGCAGGACUUUCCGCUGCACCCAAUCAGUUCUUCAUUACGAGAAUUGUUUAAGGAAUCUGCUUGUGAUUCAAGCAUAAAUGAAGCCUGAACCCAGAACUACAAAAUUGUCCACACUGCUUUAUCACUUCUGAGUAAACCACGAAAAGGUGUUUGCUACCAUUAACUGUCAUGGGCUGGUUGGAUGCAGAGUGGUGGGCGGCACCAGCUGUGACCACUAGGACAGAGCUGUUCUUGUUUCUUUGAAUAAUGAGUUAACUUCACUGACAUCAGGUGCUUUAUUGCUGACCUAUUCCUUACUCCAGCUCCUGGCAUUAACCUUUAAAGUAGCUUUAGCUGUCCUGUUGAAAUGCCCUCCAUUGAUCUCAAGCCACCUUUAGUCACAGAUUGGUAGCGUGUGGCUGAUCUGACUCUUGUACUUGUUUUUGGUAGAUGCUGAGGGCUGGAAAAGCUAAACCAGAAACAUGGAAUAGUUUUCAGCCAAAGAAGAAAGGUAAGCAAAGUGAUUCUUCUUAGCUUAGUGUCUCCAAGACCUUUGUAGAGUUGAGUCUAUCUCAAUUUAUAGCCAACUUUUCUAUAUAUGGCACCCAAGAUUGUCAACACCAAUCUUAAAAAAUUACGAUGAAAUGGUUAAAGAUGUUUAUCAGUUACAUUUUGAAAUAAAAAAUAAAGUCGCUAGCCACGAAACACCAAAUAGUGACUGCAUUAGAGCAAGUUAAAAGGAGCCAUAAAUAAAGUCAGCCAAGCCAAAGGCCUGUCUAAAUUUAUAAAAGCCUUUGUCUUACAAUGGAAGGAUAUCACCUCUGAUAUCCUGAUAUCUAUGUGUGUUUCUUUUCAAUGGUGCCUCAGAGCACUUAUGACAGAGGCCUGUUCAGACUCCCCAAUGAUUUAAAAACAGCCACUUUUAUUUCAGAGGAAAACUCCACCCUGGCUCCUCCCGCUCCAGGAGACAGUGAUGGGGAGAGCGAUAACUCGGACCGUGUACCUGUGCCUAGUUUCCAGAACUCCUUCAGCCAAGCUAUCGAGGCAGCCUUCCUAAAACUGGACAAGCCGUCCACUUCUGACCAUCUCUUGGGUAAGAAGAGACGGGAAAUAGCCCAGUAGUGUGGGUGGGGGCGCUCAGUUGUGCAGCCCCUUAACACUGAUGUAGGGGGAGACUUGCUCAACUGCUUGUCUAUGGUACAUUUGCACUGUCCCUCUUGGGUGAUGCCUGUCAUGGCCAUCUCCAAUUCAGGUGCUUCUGAUAGUCGUACGUAAUAUUGGAGUACAGUGCAGGGCAAACCUAGCUAGAUAUGUUGAACAAUGCUUAUACAGUCUCACAGUCAUCUUUGUUCUGAUGCUGUGGGAAUUUACUGGCCCAGCUUGAUUCUUUGAGGUGUGGAGGGUUGGUCAUGGGACCUACUGCCACUAACUUAUGUCCCCACCCUUGCUCUGGCCAGUGACCAGCCAGGCAUCCGCGUUUCGAAGGCUUGAAUGGGAAGCUGAAAGUUUUUGAUCCAAAGGCUAGGGGACUUGAGAAUGAAAGAGCUUGCCAGCGGACACCUUCCCGCAGGAAGCCUGCCCUGGUUCUAUAUUUCCAGGGAUGAGUUUUUAUUUAGCCCAGGGACAGUGAACCUGUGGCCCUGCAGAGGUGGGUUGCUGGACUAUAUAUUUCCCACCAUCUUGGGCCAUGCAGGCUGCUGUGGCUGAUGGGAACUGGAGUCCAGCAACAUGUCAAAGGCCUAAAUGGGCUCCUGUAGCUGCAGGAUGAUCCCUUAAUGCAGGGUGUGUGUAUAUAUAAAAGGAAAUUGCUUCUUUGGAGUAAGUCAUUAGUUUAGCAUCUCUGAUAGGGAACAUGUUGCUUCUGGUGACUCAGGCUGUUGUUUCUUUUACAGAGGAAAAAAGAGGCAAGAAAAAGAAGCAGAAGCAAAAGUUGCUGUUCAGCACUUCAGUGGUUCAUACCAAGUGAUCAUACUAAUGGACAGAUUUCUUCACCUGGUUCUCUUUUGUUUGCUUUUGUGUUUUUGCUGCUAUAGAAAAAAAGUAUUUAAGUUUGAGCAGAAUAAGUCUGUUUCUGGGACUUGGGAAGGUGCAUAGGAAUUAAAAAGGAGUACUUGUCCAGUUAAUACCAAAACGAAGUAUUGCAUCGCAGAAGCCAAAGUGCCAGGGCUGUGCCAAGUAUAACUCCUUUGACCUGGGAAUAAUAGUGUGGUCAGGGUGGCACACUUGCUUGUCACUUGAGGCAAGCAGGGAGCUCCAGUUGCUUCUGGCCUGUGUGAAAAGGAGUCUACUGACUGCAGUGGGCUGGGUGAUAACAUCUGCUCCUGGCAAAUUGGUAACUAAAGGAACCUGGCUAUAGAGCAUACACUGAUUGUUGUGUCGUUUUGAUUAGCGCUGCUUAUAAAGAAUUGAGGGGGGGUAGUGGAGGAGGAAAUAAUUCAACUUAUACCUGCUAUUUUUAAUCUUUUCCCCAAAGGGCAAAAGCUGGGGAAAGGUACUUUGGAAAGGCUUUCCUGAGUAAUCUGAUGGGUUCUGGAGGCCAAUUGUAUUCAGCUAGGCAAGAGACUAGCCCUUUCUGCUGCUCUUGGGUGUUAAUGGUGCUAAGGUUACUUGGAGAGAAAUUAGAAUGCCUCCCCCCCCCCCCUUGCGCAGAACAGGUAGCUUGUAUGCACAUGCAGGUCAAACCCCUAAGGAUCUGGAGGUCAUGGUCUUCCGUUUGCUUGGUUCUGGGAUUCAGUUUGGGUUUGUAUAAUGUACAUUUUAGCCUUCCAUUCUUUUUCUCUUCUCACUCUCCAGCCCCUACUUUGUUUUGAGAAGUGGUCUCAUUCUGCACUGCUUGUGGCUUGAUCUGAAACUAAUUACUACUAAAAAUAAAAGUGUCAGUUCCGUUGAAUACAAUGAACUUCAGUGUACCAUACCAGCAAGGGUGAAAUUAGUUGCAAUAAACCAUAUGCACAAGGUGUUUCCCUGAGCUGUACCUUACUCUCUUUUUAACAGACUAUUCUGCAUCAAGC